Messenger RNA from Phymastichus coffea, 606 nucleotides. RefSeq lists its product as uncharacterized. The transcript is spliced from 3 exons. Bases 1 to 606 code for a protein of 201 amino acids. Lineage: Eukaryota; Metazoa; Arthropoda; Insecta; Hymenoptera; Eulophidae. The record is from RefSeq and is a predicted model, not a curated record.
AUGUCGAAACUGCGUCAGCUCAUACGAGGCGCUCAUACCAUAGCCAGGACAAUCAAUCUCGCGGAGCCUUGCUCAAGGCCCCAAAAGCUCGUCAGUGCCGACGUGUCGAAACCUUGUCCGCACGCCGAGGCACUACCCACGAGCUGCCAACCCACCCGAGCUGUUCCCGUGCGGAUCUGUAAGAGAAAAGACCUUGAAAGAGCCUGUCAGCCAAAGUUCUGCGAUUGCCCGCAAAAGGCACCACCGAAAACGCUGAAGCAGGUAGUGUGCAGCUGGAUGGUGCUUGGGGCUAAAGGGGCGCUAGCCGCCGGCCUUGUGUAUUGGACGGUCGCUCAGGGAAUUUGGGGUGACAGCCACGACUCUGAAGAGUUUUAUUUCAGGAUACGCGAUAGUAUCGCCACUAAUCCUCAACUAGGCGAGCCUACAAUGCCAAGCUUACAAUUUAUGAAGUUCAAAAUACUGGAUUGUUACAAUCACGUAGUUCUGACUAUCAUAGGAGGACUAGCUGGUGGAACCUUAAAAAUGAGCAAGGCUAUGUAUGACUUGUUGUAUCCUCCAUGUGAACCAGAAGAGGAGGACGACAAGAAGAAGAAAAAAAAGAAAUAA